AUGCCACAAAUCGGCUGGUAUGGGCUCGGGUCCAUGGGCCUAGCAAUGGCCUCCAACCUGCAGCGCCACCUAGCCACGAAGAAGGCCACGAGUCUGAUGUACUCGAACCGCACGAUGUCGCGUGGAUCACCCCUGCAAGCACUGGGAGCAACCGCAGAACCCAACUUCGAGAAGGUGGUCUCCCAGUGUGGAAUUAUUUUCACCAUGGUCUCGAAUGACUCAGUCCUCCAAAGCCUGCUAUCCACCGUCAUGGGUUCAAGCCAGUCCCUGAAGGACAAGAUCUUCGUCGAUUGCUCAACUGUGCACCCCGAGACUGUAAGAUCGGCUGUGUCGCAGCUGAAAAGCAAGGAUGCAUCGUACGUAGCAGCGCCCGUCUUCGGCGGAAACCCAAUUGCCGUGGAUGGCAAGCUUGUUUUUGCCAUUGGUGGCCCUAAGAGUGCGACUGAGACCGUCAAACCUCUGAUCCAGGAUGUGAUGGGUCGGCGUGUGAUUGAUUGCGGUGAGGAUGCUACGAAGUCCUCGCUUCUGAAAAUUGCAGGUAACAUUGUUACUGUCAAUAUGAUGGAGGCUGUUGGUGAGGCUCAGGUCUUUGCUGAGAAGACCGGGCUCGGAACUGGUCCUAUGGAGGAGCUCAUUGGUGAGGCUUUUGGUCCUGUUGCUGGAGGGUAUUCAAAGAGGUGUGUUAUGAUAUUGUUCCGGUGCUGGCAUCGGCUCUUCAUACUUAUCUUUGUUUCCAGAUUGACUACCGGGGCUUAUGCGCCGCCCUUGCACUCCCGUCCUGGAUUUGGGGUUUCUCUCGCCAUUAAGGAUGCCAGACAUGCUAUGUCGAUGGCCCAGGAGCAGGGUGUUGAGCUUCCUGGCCUUGAGAUUGCUCGGGCCAACAUGGAGGCCGCAAGGGAAUAUGGCGGGGAGUGCCUAGACAGCAGUGCGAUGUAUGGGACUCUGCGCCAGAAGGCUGGUCUGGAGUUUUGGAACGAGAAGAGCAGGAGAGAGUAA
Penicillium egyptiacum is the source of this 996-nucleotide messenger RNA. Lineage: Eukaryota; Fungi; Ascomycota; Eurotiomycetes; Eurotiales; Aspergillaceae. The record is from the annotation of a GenBank genome assembly.